CCAAACGAUGAUAACUUUGGAGGGCCUUAUAAAUACGGCUGCUCAACCAUCCACUAUCACAUUGGUGUUUGUGUCUUUUGUACCUUAGCAUCCACCAGGAGAGCAAGAAGCGUUUCGAAGCGUUCGAAGUGACAUUAGAAGUGACCAAAAUGUCAAGUGACCUGGUUAGAUUAACAAGCUUCCUGCUUCUCUGUCUUCUUGCAGCUUCCAUAGCUGCAAAACCGUCGCAUUUCCCAGAUAACCAGGUGACUCCAGAUGGCGAUAGGAGCGACAUGAUAGACCCUGGACUGCUAAACGCAUGGAGAAGAUACGAUCUUAUGAUGAGAAGACUGACUGCAGACUAUGAUAACGCUAACAUGGCCAACGAAAAUCCUCUGGAACGUAUGUUCAGAAACCCAGAGAUGAAGAGGCAAGGAAGAAGCUAUCGUCAAUGCUACUUCAACCCAAUCAGCUGUUUCAAGAAAUAAACAUACCUACUUAUAUCAAACAUCAAUUAAAACCACAGCGACCGAUAUCAUAUCCAUGAACGAAUGUUAAAAAAAAAAAGUUUGCGCACCCUCUAUAUCAUAUAUGAACGUGUUACUUUCCUUACUUUUCAUUUCGAAGAUGUCAAAAAUAUAUUUAUGUAUUUGAAAUCGGUGUGAUCAAAGAUAUUCCAUGUUAGAUUUUAAUGUUAUAGUAAAUUAAGGAAUGUUAUACUGUUAAAGGAGGGGGGAUUAAUGAAUGACGUUUGUGACAGACAUAUUAUAUCAAGAUGUACAGAGAAUAUAUAUUCCAACAAAUAA
Harmonia axyridis is the source of this 785-nucleotide messenger RNA. RefSeq lists its product as uncharacterized. The transcript has 3 exons. The record is from RefSeq and is a predicted model, not a curated record. Bases 150 to 467 code for a protein of 105 amino acids. Lineage: Eukaryota; Metazoa; Arthropoda; Insecta; Coleoptera; Coccinellidae.